This is a messenger RNA of Punica granatum (pomegranate), 1509 nucleotides long. The record is from RefSeq and is a predicted model, not a curated record. Lineage: Eukaryota; Viridiplantae; Streptophyta; Magnoliopsida; Myrtales; Lythraceae.
GCCCCUUGGUUGGCCACUAAAUCCCAAUAGCCUCUGUCUUUUUUCCAUGCUGCCUUUUCUAAUGCUAGUGGUUGUCUCAUUCUCUCCCUCCACUCCCUCUCUCUUCCUCCACUCUAACUUUUUCUCGUUGCCUUUUGAUUCGGUUUUUUUUUUUUUUUUGGCUUAGUGUUGUUUAGAUGUUAGCAGCUAUCCACCGAGGAAAGUCAGUAAAGAAACAACAACAGAACAACCUUAGCAUGGGGAGAGAUGGAAAAAGACACUAGUACUACCCCAGCUGCUCAUCAUCAGCAUAACCCAUCUCUCCUCCCCAAGGAAGAGUCCCCAAGGAGAUCUCCAGCGCUAAUUUCAGGAGCGGGAGGCAGCAGCGGAGGCGGUGACCGGCUGAAGAGGGAUGAGUGGAGCGAAGGGGCAGUCUCGACGCUUCUCGAGGCGUACGAGGCCAAGUGGGUCCUCAGGAACCGGGCCAAGCUUAAGGGUCAUGACUGGGAAGACGUGGCGCGGUUCGUGUCGUCGCGGGCCAAUUGCACCAAGUCCCACAAGACCCAAACCCAGUGCAAGAACAAGAUCGAGUCCAUGAAGAAGCGGUAUCGGUCGGAAUCAGCCGCCCCCGACCCCUCCUCUUGGCCUCUGUAUCAGCGUCUCGACAUGCUAUUACGAGGAAACGCUGCCACACUCCCUCCACCCCAACAACCGCCGGCGUCUCAGCUUCCGAUCAUUAACCCAACCUUCGCACUCUUGGAGCCACCGCCACCCCCGCCCCCGGCCCCGCCCCCGCCGCCUCCAGCUCCAGCUGCCGCUCCUGCUCCCGUCCCUCCUCCAGGAGUGGCACAAAAUUCACUUGGAUCAAACGGAGUCGAUAGAGUGGCUGCUAAGGAAGAUGGGGCUGGAACGAAAGUGUCGGAUCAAGUGUCCGACAAGAACCCGAUUGAGACGGACAGCAGCACACCGGCUCUCUACAGCCAUGAGAAUCAGGGGCUGAAGUCCAAGAAGCUGAAGAUGAUGAAGAGGAAGAAGAAAAAGAUGGUGGCGGCCGGGGGGAGGAAGAAGGGAAGUUCUGAGGAGUGGGAGAUUGCAGAUAGCAUCAGGUGGCUAGCAGAGGCCAUCGUGAGGUCGGAGCAGUCGAGGAUGGAGACAAUGAAGGAGGUGGAGAGGAUGAGGAUCGAGGCCGAAACCAAGAGAGGGGAGAUGGACCUCAAGAGGACUGAGAUCAUUGCUAACACUCAGUUGGAGAUUGCUAGGCUUCUCGCUGGUGGUGGCAGUGGGAAAGGGAUUGAUUCUUCCUUGAGAAUUGGAAGAAAUUGAAAAAGGGUCUUUAUAUGACCUCAAAUUUUAUCACUCCAUAGUAUCCAUGGAUUUAGAGAUGGAGAAUCCAUGUAAUAAGCAAGCGAGCUAAUUUAAUCACCAAGUGUAGUUAUCGACGAGCUCAUACCUAUACUAUGUGACAGUACGAUCAUCCUUGUAGUUCCAGAACUACUACGACUAUUGAUAUUUUUGUUUAUUUUCUGUGUA